Molecule: messenger RNA, 3544 nt
Organism: Sorex araneus (European shrew)
Lineage: Eukaryota; Metazoa; Chordata; Mammalia; Eulipotyphla; Soricidae
Gene: TBC1D31
Product: TBC1 domain family member 31
Exons: 22
Coding region: 123-3320 (1065 amino acids)
Cellular component (GO): centrosome
Molecular function (GO): protein binding
Source: RefSeq, a predicted model, not a curated record
CGCCCGCAGGACCGUGCCGCGGGGAGGGCGCUCAAAUUUCCCGGGCCCGGCGCCGGCUGGCUGCUGGGAAGGCGGCGGGGCGGUUGCGCGCCGGUCCCGCGGCGGUCCCGCGGCCGUCCGACAUGCAGAGCACAGAGCUGGGCAACAAGGAGAGCGGCAAGAUAUGGCACCGCAAGCCGUCCCCGGCCUCUCGGGACGGAAUUAUAGUGAACAUUGUUCACAACACUACUGAUUACCUUCCCAGAGUUCUGAGAUUUUUGAAUGUGGCUUUUGAUAGCUCGGGAGAUCGUUUCAUUGCUGGCGACCAUCAAGGCAAUAUCUAUGUUUUUGACCUGUAUGGAAACAGGUUUAAUCUUGUCCAGCGAACAGCCCAAGCUUGCACAGCCCUGGCCUUUAAUCUUCAUCGAAAGUCUGAAUUCCUGGUGGCAUUGGCUGAUUAUUCUGUCAAGUGUUUUGAUACAGUCACGAAGGAGCUGGUUAGCUGGAUGCGAGGGCAUGAGUCCUCAGUUUUCUCCAUCUCCGUGCACGCCUCGGGGCGCUACGCCAUCACCACUUCCUCCGACACGGCCCAGCUCUGGGACUUGGACACCUUUCAGAGAAAGCGGAAACUGAAUAUCCUCCAGUCUGUGGGCAUACAGAAGGUUUUCUUUCUACCAUUAAGUAAUACCAUCCUCAGCUGUUUUAAAGAUAACUCCAUCUUCGCCUGGGAAUGUGAUACUCUUGUUUGCAAAUACCAAUUGCCUGCACCUCCUGAAAGCUCUGUUAUGCUAUACAAAGUGUAUGCAGUCACCAGAGACGGCCGGAUCCUGGCUGCUGGUGGCAAGUCCAGUCACCUCCACCUGUGGUGUUUAGAAGCUAAGCAGUUGUUCAGAAUCAUCCAGAUGCCCACGAAGGUCCGAGCAGUUCGCCAGCUCGAGUUUCUUCCUGAUAGUUUCGAUGCUGGUUCUAAUCAGGUUCUUGGAGCACUAAGUCAAGAUGGAAUGAUGAGGUUUGUUAAUAUACAGACUUGCAAGCUGCUCUUUGAGAUUGGGAGUCCGGAUGAUGGCAUCACGGCGGCCGUGAUCAGCCCCCACGGACGGUACAUUGUGUCUGUUAUGGAGAACGGAAGUCUCAACGUGUACUCCGUUCAGGCUCUAACACAAGAAGUCAAUAAGCCUCCUCCUCCUCUAGUGAAAGUGAUUGAAGACCUGCCCAAGAAUAAACUGAAUUCUGGUGACCUGAAGAUGAAAGUCGUGUCAGGAAGAGUGCAGCGGCCGGUCAGGUCACGGGAGAGCAAAGCGCAGGCUCGGACAUUAAGACAGGGCCUGUCCGGCCCCUGGGAGAGCGAGAAUGAAUUGUCAGAUGGAUUGAACAAAAAGCGCCUACAGAUCUUAUUAAAAGGCUAUGGGGAAUAUCCAAUGAAGUACAGAAUGUUCAUCUGGCGCUCUCUGCUGCAGCUGCCUGAAAACCACACAGCCUUCAGCAGCCUGAUGGAUAAGGGGGUUCACACGGCGUUUCUCAGUCUCCAUAAGAACUAUCCCAUCAAAAGCAGGAAGCUACUCAGAGUAUUACAGAGGACCCUGUCAGCGUUAGCUCACUGGUCUGCCAUCUUUGGUGACACGCCCUAUCUGCCUCUCCUAGCCUUUCCGUUUGUCAAGUUAUUCCAGAACAACCAACUGAUCUGUUUUGAAGUGGUUGCGACUCUCAUAAUCAAUUGGUGCCAGCACUGGUUUGAAUAUUUUCCUAACCCUCCUAUCAAUAUUCUCAGUAUGAUUGAAAAUGUUUUGGCGUUUCAUGAUAAGGAAUUGCUGCAACACUUCAUAAAUCAUAAUAUAACAGCCCAGUUGUAUGCAUGGCCUCUUCUGGAAACUGUCUUCUCAGAAGUUCUGACGAGAGAGGAGUGGCUAAAAUUGUUUGAUAACAUCUUUUCCAACCAGCCGUCGUUCCUCCUGAUCGCUGUGGUGGCCUACAAUAUAUGCUCCAGGACUCCUUUGCUGCACUGCAGUCUUAAAGAUGAUUUUGAGUACUUUUUUCACCACCGGAAUAACCUGGACAUAAGUGCGGUCAUCCGAGAAGCUUACCGUCUCAUGGCCACCACCCCUGCCGACCUCCACCCAGACAAGAUGCUGAGUGUGUUUGUGGCCCUCACCAAAGGCCAAUAUCCAGUAUUUAAUCAGUACCCGAAAUUCAUCGUGGACUAUCAGACACAAGAGCGAGAAAGAAUAAGGAACGAUGAGUUGGAUUUCUUAAGAGAGAGGCAGACGGUCGAAGAUAUGCGGGCUGAAGUAGACCAGCAGAGGGUUGAAGACGAAGCUUGGUACCAAAAGCAAGAACAGCUACGUAAAGCUGAGGAAGCAAGAAGAGAAAUGCUCUUGCAAGAAGAGGAGAGGAUGAUACAGCAGAGAGAGAGACUGGAAGCUGUGAAAAGGGAACUGAAAGUGAAGGAAAUGCACUUGCAAGAUGCCACACGAAGGCGCAUGCUGAAGCUUCAGCAGGAUCAGCAGGAAAUGCAGCUCAGAAGACUGGAGGAUGAAAUAGACAGAAAGGUACAAAUGAGAGAUCGGGAAAUUACUACAACAGCCAGAGACAUCGAAAUGAAACAUCUGGAACUUGAAUCACAAAAGAGACUGUAUGAGAAGGUUCUUAAUAGUGGUCAAGAGGCCAUCGCAAAAGAAAUGAGAGACGAUGCAGAUGCCUAUAGACGAAAAGUGCAUCUGGAACAAGACAUGUUCCAUAAACUGAUAGACACAAAUCAAACCCGGAGCCACGACACUCAGAAGUUAAUUGAAGAAAAUCUGGCAAAAGCUGAGCAAGCAUGUCUAAAUAAUGACUGUCGAAUUCAAGCUUUACAUAAACAAAGAUGUGAUGAUCUACAGCGGAGUGAAUGUUACCGGGAAAUAGCCCGACUUCUUCGGGAAAACAGGAAGAAAGAAUCAGAAGUAUUAAGUGCAAUGAUGGGGCAUGAAGCUAGGAAGUGGAAAGAAGCCGAAGAAAAAGACUUCUACUUGAAAUCAGAAAAGAAAGAGUCUGAUCUCUCCGAUGCCUCGAGAAAGCGGUUUCUAGAAAAGGAGUUAAAGGAUUCUAUGGAAUAUGCAGAACAUCCACUGAAGGAAGCGGUACCCAAGUGCCAGAUCAGACCCGUCUCCUCCAGCAGUUUGCCCAGGACCUCUGACCUCGAUGAGAUUUCUGACAUGGAGUCAAGGCAGGUUUCUAUAAAUCAAAGAAGACUCCAUUGGGAUGCCCUUGAACAGGAUCUCAUGGAAAGAGUGAGAAACCUUCGCCAGAGACUCACCACCCAGGCUCAGAACCGCUACCGGACGUCCCAUCUCUUAGCGGCGUAGGACACCGUCCUCGGAGGCUUAGCUCCGGCCUACGCAGAGAGAGCCGCCAAUGUCGCAAUCAGUGCCACUGAUUUUUAGAUUAUUUAUUUUAAAUCCUAUAAAGGUCAACUUUUUGUAUAGAAAAGCAUAUGUAUCAUAAUUAUGGGUUGUACUUAAUUUUGCUGCUUUUUUGACUUGGAAAUAGCUUCUUGCACUUUUCACAAUAAAAAUAGUUUUUGAAAGUU